Messenger RNA from Rubroshorea leprosula, 477 nucleotides. The record is from the annotation of a GenBank genome assembly. Lineage: Eukaryota; Viridiplantae; Streptophyta; Magnoliopsida; Malvales; Dipterocarpaceae.
GUAAAUUAAGAUUUGGUUCAAAUCACAAUUUGGUCGGUGACAAUUUUAAGACGUAAAUUAUUAAUUAUUUUGCAAAUUACUAAUUUAAGUUUCAGAUAAAGUUCUUGUCGGUAAAUGAAUGUCUAGGUCCUAGCUGUACUUUGUCAGUGAAUAUUUACAGAGAUAUAUUUUGUCGGUAAUUUACCAACGUGACUCACCUGGAAUGAGCUCUGGUAGUAUGGUUCCGGCAAUCAAUUAAAGACAUGCUUUUUGUCGGUAAUUUGGAGGAAUUUACCGAUGUGAAUUUAAGUCACGUCGGUAAAUUGAUUACCGAGCAGACUUACACCGACACGACUAUCACCGACAUAAUUCUUGUUGAAAAUGUUUUUUACCGACAAGAUCCCCUUUGUUUUCCGACAUGGCUUCUUCUCGGUGAUGCUGUGAAUUCUAGUAGUGAUAGGGGUUGAAUUGCACCUGCAAUGAAAAUGAGCGGUUGCU